AUGGCAUCGGACUGGGCUGCUAAAUUGAGUGGUGCAUCAGCAUCGCCGGAGAGGAAACCAAGAAAGAAAGACACUGAGUUUAAUUCUCGUGAAGUGAUGGACUAUUUGCACAACAACUACAAUACCUACCUCACCCACGCAAGAGAGGACAAGGAAGGCGAAAAGUAUAAGGUCUACAAGUCGCUAGAAUCCCCUAACCAAUGGACAAGCAAGCCCAAGAAUGGCCCCAAGGAGGUCAUUAGAAACCGUAAUGGAAGCAACGGCACUUUGGAUUUGCUCUUUGAGAUCAACCGGUCAGUAUACCAGCAACGCGAGAGAAAUAAGUAG
This is a messenger RNA of Candida albicans SC5314, 327 nucleotides long. RefSeq lists its product as uncharacterized. Bases 1 to 327 code for a protein of 108 amino acids. The record is from RefSeq and is a predicted model, not a curated record. The transcript has a single exon. Lineage: Eukaryota; Fungi; Ascomycota; Pichiomycetes; Serinales; Debaryomycetaceae.